Zophobas morio is the source of this 604-nucleotide messenger RNA. RefSeq names its product attacin-C-like. The transcript is spliced from 2 exons. Gene Ontology annotation, biological process: defense response to bacterium. Gene Ontology annotation, cellular component: extracellular region. Lineage: Eukaryota; Metazoa; Arthropoda; Insecta; Coleoptera; Tenebrionidae. The record is from RefSeq and is a predicted model, not a curated record. Bases 54 to 551 code for a protein of 165 amino acids.
AGGCAUCCAAUUUUUCGGCAGUACUUCAUACGAUCAUCACUCCAGCUAGGAAUAUGAACACGAUUCUUGUUUUUGCUUUUGCUUGCUUUGCUGCUUCGUCAGCAUACAACGUUCAAGAUGCCAGGGGACAAGAAUACUACUUGGUGCCUCUACAUCGCCAGAGAAGGCAAGCAACAGGCGUUGAUAUUCGAGGGGGAGCUGGUGGUGGUGUCAGGACUAGCCUAAAUCAUCAGGGUACCAUUUUUAACAACGGAGUUCAUCGUCUUGAUGGGGCUGCUUCUGCUUCAAAACAAUUCCAUCCAUCAGGACCCCUGAGUGUAACAGGACAGUUGGGAUACUCACAUGUUCCUUCAGGUUCAGGUCUGAAUGUCGGCGCUCAACAUACCCACCGGGGUGGUACCGACUUGAGUGCAUCAGGAAAUGCAAAUAUAUGGAGAAGAGGGAAUUCUCGUUUGGAUGCCGUUGGCAACUACAACAGACACUAUGGGGGACCCUGGGGAACUGGAAGACCUAAUUACUAUGGAGGACUUAAAUUUUCACAUCGAUUUUAAAAAUAUUUAUUGUGCCAUAAUUUAUUACUCCUAUUAAAUAUGAUUUUUGAAGA